AUGACAAAUGACGCGUUGGUUACUAUUGCAAGGAAUCGUCCUAAUAUGAUCCGAUUUUGUUUGUGUAUUAUAGAGCCUCAAACACCUGAUUACUCAACCCUUGAACGACUUGAUGCUAGUUUUGGGGCCAUUGUGCAACACUGCAAGGAAUUGCGGAAACUUUCUCUUUCUGGCCUCCUUACAGAUCGUGUGUUUGAGUGCAUCGGAGUCCACGCUAAGAAGUUAGAGAUUCUUUCCUUAGCUUUUGCAGGGGAUAGCGAUCUAGGCCUCCAUUAUGUGCUCUCUGGUUGUGAGAGCCUCCGUAAGUUGGAGAUCAGAGAUUGCCCCUUUGGCGACGAGGCUCUGUUGGCCAAUUCUACAAAGUUGGAGACAAUGCGAUCCCUUUGGAUGUCCAACUGUUCAGUAAGUUUUGAAGCAUGUAAGCUGCUAGCUCAGAAGUUGCCAGAGCUUAAUGUUGAAGUUAUAGACGAGAGGGGUCAUCCGGAUACGAGGCCAGAAAGUUGCCCCGUUGAGAAACUUUACAUAUACAGGACAGUGUCAGGAAGGAGGUUCGACACACCUGGUUUUGUUUGGAUUGUUGCUGAAGAUGCAUCAUUGACUCCAUAUAGCAACGGUUGCAAUACUCGUUAUGGUGGGGUUGAAGCUC
This is a messenger RNA of Capsicum annuum, 646 nucleotides long. RefSeq names its product protein TRANSPORT INHIBITOR RESPONSE 1-like. The transcript has 2 exons. The record is from RefSeq and is a predicted model, not a curated record. The annotation marks the transcript as partial. Lineage: Eukaryota; Viridiplantae; Streptophyta; Magnoliopsida; Solanales; Solanaceae. Gene Ontology annotation, biological process: SCF-dependent proteasomal ubiquitin-dependent protein catabolic process. Gene Ontology annotation, cellular component: SCF ubiquitin ligase complex.